AUGGCUGUUUCUCACUGGCUUCUCACUUUUGUGCUCUCUCUACUGCCCUUCAUAACACAGGUUUCAGCACAGCAACAAGGAUGUUCUGUUGAUAACAGCAAACCAAGCGUUUAUGAAAAUAACCCUCCUGGCUACGUGGUGACCACUAUCCAUGUGGAACCAGACUUCACUGUAAUGAUUAAUCCUACUUCCCCCGAUGUCAGUUUUUUCACUAUACAGGGGUCUGAGCUGCAGCUGACCCAAAGUGUGGACUAUGAGAAAGACACCUUGCUGCUGGUGUACCUGAUUUGUCAGAACACUGCUGGGCAGAGCAAUUCUUUGGAAAUUUUUGUGACCAUUCUCAACGUGAACGAUAACAGCCCAGUGUUUAAGCAAACGAAUCUCACCGAAGUUGUUCCUGAGGAUACAAAAGUGAAUGCAACCAUUGUAGCCCGUGAAGAUUUAAGUGCUAGUGAUGCUGACCUGGACACCAUAUUUUACGAACUCACAACAAUAGUGCCGGGUACAGAAGGUUAUUUUGCCAUAAAAGGAGUUAAUAACCCAGAAAUGUAUUUACAGAAAGCAUUGGACUAUGAGAAAUUUACAUCGACAACAUUGGUCUUGUACGCAAGGGACAGGCCUGUGGACAGCACUGACACCACCAACACAGCUACCACAACAAUAAACAUAUUUAUUGAACAAGCUGACACCAAAUCACCCUGGUUCCUACCCUGUACCUUCAUUAACACGGACAACAGCAUUUGCAUCAGCAGCCCCUAUACUGGAAGGGUCAAUAUCUCUGAGAUGUCGACAGAACCACUCAUCCUAGAGCCGGGGCCUAUCUAUGCUAUUGAUCCUGACUACAUGUUAAAUGAAAAAAUCGUGUACAGUAUUGUUGGUGGGGAUACGGACAAAGUAUUCUCAGUGGAUGCAGACACAGGGAAUCUAACUAUGAACAGAGUAGCGACUUCCCCAGACUCGUACCUACUGCAAGUCAUGGCCACCCAGGUCAACAACAUACAGAAAUACUCCGUAGUCAGUGUAGAGAUUAAGGUCAUCAAUAAAAGUGAUCAUCCACCAUACUUUGAGAACAGGAUCUACAACGGGACAGUAUGUGUUGGUCUGGCCCCGAGAAGCUUUGUCUUCCAAGCUGGCGUUCCUUCAAGCCCCCUGAUGAUAACAGCAGCGGAUGAUGAUUUCCCUAAUAAAGUCAACCCAAACAUUGAGUACUACAUAAAAAACAGCACCGAUUUCAUCGCAACCAAAGAUGGACUCAUCCUGACAAACGUGAUGCUGCAGUCACCGGGAACUGUAACCAUCGAGGCUGUUGGAAAAGAUAUGGUGAGCCUACAGAAAGCGAGCACUAUAAUCAUGGUGGAGGUCAUCCUUGCCCCAGUUGUAACCGCCUCUGAUAAGAUACACACUGCUCAGGAUAUGGCUAUCUUAGGUGGUACAUUAGCAGCACUGCUGUUAAUUGCCUUAGUCUUCCUUGGAGUCAUUAUAUUUAAACGGUAUGGAAAAACAGUCAAAUACCUGAUAAGGAAAAAGUUCUCCCAGGAAAUCUCUGGGGAUUACCAGAACCAAUCUUACAAGCAAGAUGAACACCCAGAUGUGAGAACCAAACAGCAUGAGACGUCAGAAAACGGCAGUGUCCAGUCGAUGACACGUGUGUUAGAGCAGCCAGCACUUUCCUUGCCGUCUUCCAACACAGAAGAAAUUGAGAGCCUCCCAAAGGCUUCUAUAGUUUCUACCAUCAUCUUUGACCGGGAAGAUAAAGAGGAAGAAGUGGAAGAAGAGACUGAGCAUGAGAAAGAAGUGAAGUCUAUCCUCAAGACAGACAGGCACGUGGCAGAUGAUGGCUACAAAGCUGUGUGGUUUAAGACUGAUGUGGAUCCAGAUGCUGGAGAGAGAGUUGAAGUGAUUGAGGACAAUGCAGCAAAUGGUGAUGAUGACAGUGACCAAGAUCUGCAGAAGAAUGAGGAGGAGGAGGAAGAAGAUUAUGACAAGGACGGUCACCACAGAGGGCUGGGAGUGUCCUUUGUCUCAGAGAGCUCAUCACUCCCACCUGCAGAAGUGAUAGUCAACAUGUCUCGCACAGAUGCAGUGACAGAAGACAACAGUGACAUAUAA
Messenger RNA from Fulmarus glacialis (Northern fulmar), 2109 nucleotides. RefSeq names its product cadherin-related family member 5 (gene CDHR5). Bases 1 to 2109 code for a protein of 702 amino acids. Gene Ontology annotation, cellular component: membrane; catenin complex; adherens junction. Lineage: Eukaryota; Metazoa; Chordata; Aves; Procellariiformes; Procellariidae. Gene Ontology annotation, biological process: adherens junction organization; calcium-dependent cell-cell adhesion; homophilic cell-cell adhesion. The record is from RefSeq and is a predicted model, not a curated record. The transcript has 14 exons. Gene Ontology annotation, molecular function: cadherin binding; calcium ion binding.